UGUUAUCACUGCUAUUUUUGAAAACAUUUUUUUAUUUUAAACAUGUCACACAUUGAAACAAAAGAAGACGUAGCGCUAACAAAACGCCUUGAAACUUAUUGUUGUGCACAGAAACAAUAUUACAUCAAUAGCAAAUGUACUCUUGUCAAUACAUUAAAAAUUUUACCAAGGGUUGUAAUAUACAAAAACUCGCUAAAAAUUGGAAGCUGUUAUGAAAGUUUGAUAACAAUUAAAAAUGAGGGAUUGCACAACCGUCGUUUGCUAUACACCACCGAUUCUGAGGAUAUUUCCAUUAGUACUAAUCCUGAAAAUCUAAUGGACAACUUUCUGGAAUCUGAACAAACCGUACAAUUAUCAAUAUGCCUGAAACCAACGAAAAAGUUAAAUAUUAAUCGUAGACGUCACAUUUUCAUUGAAGCAGAACAUCCGAAUUUGAAAUUCGAAUUGCCCAUCAUUAUAUUGGGUGCACAUAAAAUAGAGGUGCCGAGUAUACCAGAACUGCUUGUAUUUCCUUCAACCUCUGUGGGUAGUUUUACAUUUUAUGAACUUGUUUUGUAUAAUGGAAAUUCGGAGAAGACGUCUUUCAAUGUGAAAGGAACUAACUCUCAUCUGACUCUUUUUGUGCCUAAUUUAACUAUUCCUAAACGUGAUUAUUGCACAAUAUUGUUAAAACUGGCCUGUAAAGCUUUUACUGAAGUUAGCGAUGUUAUCAAAUACAAAUUUGGUUCGGAAACAUUUGAAGUUGCAUUUGUCCACCAGCCUAUGCAGUGGAGUCUUUUUCCAGACACCAUACAUAUUCAAUUCGAUGCCAUUAAAUUCGAUAGAAAUACGUCCAAGUCAUUUCGCAUAUGUAAUGAUUCGAAUAAAACCAUCAAAUUUCAGGCACUUUUUCUCGAAAAUACUGAAGACAACUGCUAUGAAAUUAUGUCCAAAGAAAAUAAUAAAAUUAUUGAUAAAUAUCCAUGGAGACACUUUCAACUUCAUCCCAACUGUGGGACUCUCUCGCCGAAUUUAUCGCAGUUGAUUAACAUCACCUUUCGUCCCAUAAUGCAUGAAAACUUUUGUUCCCAACUAGAAAUCCCUCCAUUUUCAGUUGAAACAAAUUUGUCCAUUAAAGCCCAAGAUGGGAUGAGAGCUGAAUACAAGUCAAUAAAAGUGAAAGGUUUUAUAAAUGGUCCUGAUAUUGAAAUUAUUCCGAAAUGUAUUGAUUUUCGCAAUGUCUAUUUCGGUGAGGAACAAUGCGCCAGCAUUAAGGUUCUCAAUGUUGAUGGUCUCUCUGAAUGUCAUGUAGAUUAUUAUGACUUUAUUAGUCAUGAUGAAGCAAGCGUUGUGAUUACACCUGCAGGUGGCUAUGAUUUGAAACCCUGUCAGAGUGCCAUAUUCAAUUUGCAAUUUUUUGCUAAAGUUGUGGGCAAAUUUUUGAUCACCUUGCAAUUUAAAGUGAGAAAUGGAAAUUUCUUUACCACUUUAAUAAGAGGUGUCUCCCAGCAAGUCCGUGUCAAAUGUUUUCCCGACAUCAUCGAUUUGGACAUUGUACCAGUUUGUGUGCCACAAAAACGUUUGGUACUUCUAAUGAACCCGCUGUCUGUACCAAUUACUGUACAAUGCUGUGUUCCCAAUGAUGGUAUAGAAACUCCAUUGGUUUUAAAUAUAAACGAUACCAACCAACAUUUGCCAAUAAAUGUCAAAGAUCCCAUCAUUCAUAUGCUGGAAUGUCAAGAAAAUGAAGAAAUAAUAUCACGUUUAGAUGAUGACGAUUCGAGGGUGGAAGUUAAUUGUGGAAAUAUGAUUGUAGAAAUGAAAAAUUCAGAAAUGUCACUACAAACAUAUCGAUCAAUGAUAAAUUAUGAUAGUUCAUCAAUUACAUCGUAUAGCACGGAAUUUCAAGAAGAAGCAUUGGAUUCCAUACCCACAAUUGCUUCCAAUUUAAUUUAUCAUUUGAAAAAACUGAAAAUAUUCGACAAACCAGAUAUGGAACAAAAAGUCAUCGAAGAGGCAUUAUCCGCCUUAUUACAAACCUCAUAUUUUUAUGAUAUGGAUAAAUAUAAAAACUAUUGUAACAUGGAUUGGAAUUCCCUAUCUUCUGAUCCAAAAGAAAUCUAUUGUAAUAAUGAAAUAAUCUAUCUUAAUCCGAAUACGGGAAAAGUUAUAAGUGUUGUCGUAAUACCGAAUGUCAUUGGUCAUCAACAGAAAUAUAUUGAAUUGCGGGUUUGUCCAAUAUUGCCACCUUCCAGUAAUCCUGAUGAUGAUAAUAAUGUUGCUGACAGUAUAGAGUCGAAUUUGCAACAAAUAGUACGUUCCAAUAAUUUAUUGAGUAAACUAUGGGUUGAAUAUAAUUGUUCGGUGCCAGAAAUUGUAUGGGAUAAUGUUAUCAAUAUGCAAGAUCCUCUGUAUGCUGGAGAACUAUAUGAAUUUGAAAUGAUUUUUGAGAAUUGCAGUAAAAUUGGUGGAUUUUUCUAUUUCGAUGUAAUUCCUGACAAUGAAUAUGGUACAAUGAAAUUUUUAAAUUACCGUUGGAAAUAUUUCGUUGAACCAGAAUCAAUCAUCAAAGUUCCAUGUGCUGUGGAAUAUAAGAAACCUGGAUUUAUUUCGCUUUUGGGACUCAUAAAGUUUAUUGGCGUCAAUACUGGAUUUCCAUUUCACAUCAAAUCUGAAGUUCUUCUACCUCAAAUUAACAUCAAUCCCCAACAAAUUGUCAAAAGAGUAACGGUAUUGGAGAGGACAAACUUCUACAUAUACAUUGACAAUAUAACACCGACAACUACUUGGUUUAGUAUGAAAUUGAAAGACGAAAUUCACUUUAGAAUUUAUCCGGAGGGCGGACAACUGGCGCCAACUGGACAAGGCAUGGUUGUCUUAAUGGAAAUGUAUUUUACUGAUCCCGGAUUAUAUAGGAAUACUUGGAACAUCAUCAUGCAAUAUGAAACAGUUAAGAAAAUCCCCAUUACCAUACAUGUCGAAGGAAUGCCGAUAUUUUUUGAACCAGAUAUUCAACUGCAAGAUUUUAAUAUUGGCACGAUUUUAUGCACAACCGAAAAUGAAUACUACUCUGAAAUCUCAAACUAUACAAAACUAAUACGAGUUGUAAAUCGUGGUAAACAUUCAUAUCGGAUUGCGAUAACAAAAACGAAAAGUUCGUCCAAACCAAUUUGCCAUAUAACACAAAUAAAAGCGAAGCUGCUAAUAAAACCCAAUAAUUUGGUGAUGGAUCCAAUGUCACAAGAUCAAUUUUUUAUAGUGGCCAAUGCCUGUGAACCUGUUAGCAUUCAUAAUGAAUUUCGCAUCGAUAUUAUUGAUCUAGCAGAACCGACGAGGAAGCAAUCCUCACGUUUUGUUAUUAGAGGUCAGUUUUCACAACCGGAGUUAAUGUGGAAUUGUCGGGAAAUUAAAAUGGAUUAUUGUCGCACACACAAGUAUAAGGAACAUCCACAGUGGGAACUAUUAAAGCUUACCAACACCACAAAUAAUUUCAUUGAAAUGGUCUGUUUGAAGGUCUUCAGUCCAUUUAUGCUUAAAGAACACUUCGAAUGUCCUUCGCUUAAGGAACUGGAAUUUGCAAUGUGUCCAGCAGAAACUAAGGAGAUUUUCUUAAUUUUGGAUAAGAAAUCAGUGAAAGAACACAACAAUUCUACUGUUGAUGGUCGUAUAAACUGUUCGGCGAAUUCACAUAAACAGAAAUCUGUCAACAUCAAACUCAACAUAUUUACUCCUUCGUUAAAUAUCCAACAUAACAAUGUUACACUCUUUGUAAAAAAUGCAGAAGGUGGAACCUUUAUACCAGUUAGGAAUUCGGGAAAUGUGCCAGCCAUGUACAAAUGGUCUAAACUUCAAGAGAACUGGCAUUAUAUCAGUGAAGAGGAUGAUAGUCAACAAGUAGCCGAUAUAAUUAUAUCGGAUAUCAUUGCAUCCCUUAAUUUGGAAACUAUUAUUUUUGAAAAUGAUCCCGAGCCUAAUAUGACAAAACGUUAUCAGAAAUUACGUUGUGUUCUGCCCAAAUUGGAAGAUCCCAUUGGCGUACGAAAAAUAUUGGAUGAUAUUAUAAAUGAGCUUGAUUUAACCCACAAACGUUAUAAAUUGGAGUUAUUGGAACCAUUGCCACCUGCUGAGCCCAGACUAUCUUCUUCUAAAAUGGAAAUAUUGGAAAAGCAAUUGUGUUUACAUGAAUUAUCGCCAGAUAUUUUGGAAAAUAUUAUUAACGAACCCGAAAAAUCUGGCAUAGCUCAUCACGACCAGGAACAUAUUGCCGAACCAAUUUCGAAUAAGAAAAAUGACACGAAUUCAAAAACAUUAUAUUAUAAUAAGAAUUUUUGUAAAGUGCCCUCAUCUUCAAAUCUGCUAGAGCAAACAUCAUCCACGGCAUAUGUCUACCACACGUUGGAUGAAAUUUUGCAACAUAUUAAAAUUGAAGAUAGCUAUACAAUCUCCGAACCCAGUUCUGAAACCUGCGACGUCAAAGGCAGAGUAUACUUUUUUGAAAAAAGUGGCAUCGUGCAAGGACGCGAAACAAUAAUGUGUGCUUUACACAUUCCUCCAAUAAGAAGAGGUUUUGAGGUUUGUGCAACAUUCCAACUGCAGAUUAUUGGUGGAGAAAGCCAAGAAUUCCGAAUUAAUUUAGUAAAUCUGGAUCGAACAUUAAAACUCAGCAAGGAUAGUGUUUAUUUGGGGGUAAAGCCAUGGUAUGAACAAUUCAUGGCACAAGUGCUUGCAGAGAAUAUAACAAAUUACGAAAUAAACCUAAAUACACAAAUAAUAUCCAAAACAUCAAGAAAUCUACCAUCCUCAAUCAUCGGCUACAUAAAAAUGCUAGACGACAAGGAAUUGACACUACCACCCUUCGAUAAAAUCUUCUUAAAAUUUGAAGGUUCAAUGGGUUUAAGUGAGGAAGGAUUUAAACGUGAACUAUGUAUAACCAUAAAUAAUGGCGAAGUGAAAACAGUAAAAUUCCUCGGUCAGGGUAUUAUGCCAAUCUUUAUAGCCGAAAAACGAAAUUUGUCACAAGAACUACAAACGACAGAGGAAAUUAUCAAUGAAUAUCGUUUUUUACAAAAGAUCUAUUAUUUUGAAAUGUUCACUGAAAUUACGGAAUAUGAUAAUGAGUUGUUCAAUAUGCAAGCAGAAGAACGCGAUGUGAAUAAGUCUAUAUGUUCCUUAAUGGAAUUAUCGCAAGAAUCUUCAGGAUCAAUAUUGGAUGAAAGUCAUUCCACAACGGCAAGAUCGACGACACGGCGGAAUCAAGAACUCAACUUCUUUCGUUGUGUUCUCAAAAGUUAUGUUUUAAUAAACAAUAACGAAGAGUUACCAAACGCCACGGUUUUGGAACAUUUAUUGGAAACUGAAAGAUUUCUCCAACAACUUCAGGUGAACGCUGAAACUCGUAAACUCUUUAAGAUCCUCCAUCAAGAAUAUCAACGUUCAUGUAGGAAUUCAAAUGUUAACAAGUUUGCCUCAAAUUUUAAAUAUUUUACCAUUCAACCUCUGCUCUUCCAAAUGAGAGGCGUUGUUUUGGAGUUAGGUAAUUUGGUAUUUAAUCAAUACCACAAUUACUCUGUGUCGUUGGAGUUUUUAGGUCCCGGAAAACUUAUAGCAGCCGCAAGAAGUGUCAUAGAAAUUCCAGGCGUCUUUGUUGAUAUUGAAGCUGAAGACAAAGCUGGCGAUUUACAAUUCAUUUGUCAUCGCCCUAAUCAAAAUCAAUGUAAAACGAAACAAUUGAAACGCUAUCGCAACAUGUACGAACGUAUAAUGGAUGUUGAAGUUGAUCCUAAAAUCAGGCAUGCCCAUUCAUUUGAUAUAGACAAAAGGUCACAACACCAACGUAGUCUUCGUCGCAGUCGUUGCACUCGUAAGUGGUUAGUGAAUCAUUACGGCAGCUUGAAUAAAUCAAUUUAUGCCGAACUCAAACACCAUCAUACGCAUUGUAAGAUUUUUACGAAAUGCAAAAAUGAGACUAUUUCCGGAGCAAAACUUAAUGUAGUAAUACUAAUACGACCCGAAAGAUUGCAUUAUGCGGCAAAUCAACAAAUUGAAGAUUAUUUGUUUAUCGAUUUGCAUAUGGGACCAACUCUGCCGAUUUUGUUGCGUGGCACCAUUAAAGAUUCGCAAAAAUUAUGAAUAUGAAAUAUAUUUUUUAUAUAAU
This is a messenger RNA of Musca domestica (house fly), 6133 nucleotides long. RefSeq lists its product as uncharacterized. Bases 43 to 6108 code for a protein of 2021 amino acids. The transcript is spliced from 19 exons. NCBI's taxonomy places the organism in Eukaryota, Metazoa, Arthropoda, Insecta, Diptera, Muscidae. The record is from RefSeq and is a predicted model, not a curated record.